Molecule: messenger RNA, 9158 nt
Organism: Uranotaenia lowii
Lineage: Eukaryota; Metazoa; Arthropoda; Insecta; Diptera; Culicidae
Exons: 9
Coding region: 1024-5292 (1422 amino acids)
Biological process (GO): cell differentiation; innate immune response; protein phosphorylation
Cellular component (GO): extrinsic component of cytoplasmic side of plasma membrane
Molecular function (GO): ATP binding; signaling receptor binding; non-membrane spanning protein tyrosine kinase activity
Source: RefSeq, a predicted model, not a curated record
UCAGAACAGACGUGUAGACGUGUUUUCUCGGUCGUGCCUCUCUUCUGGUUGGGUGCGUUUUUCCCCCAUUGAACAGUGUUUUUUUUUCUUCUGUUUCUGCUAAGCGCGUUUUGAGUCGCGUGUCUCGAGCUUCCCGUUCGCCGUUUGUUGUAAAUUCGACCGCGCUCCUCCCUUUUCGCUAGAAGUAGUGAGGGGUGCUUUUUUCGCAUUCGGUACUAACUAGCUAGCAACUUUUCGGAGUGUGGAGUGUACCUUUGAUUUUGAGUGUAGUGCAUUGAUCGUGUUGCGGGAUCAGAUUGUGGAAUGCUUGUUAGAGCUGUCGAGUGUUUGAGACAAGGGAAUUUUGCGUUAGCUUUUCGAUACACUCGCUUGCCACUUGCUAUUUUAUAUUAGAUGCAUCUCGGAAUUGUAUGGUUCUAACUAGAUAUUAAAUGAAGGGGCUGCUUGCAGCAGUAACAAUUUUUCGAGAACUCACGGAACUUUACAAAUGUUGGUUGCUGCUUGGAAGAAAUAGCAACAGUGAUCGCGAAAGUGUGUGAGUUUCGCGCGCGAGUGAAAAUGUGAUGAAAUCUAUCUUGCCAGCGAGUUGGAGUUUGGAGUCGUCACCCACCGGUUGAUGUUGAAGUUGAUUUAGACCCGAGGAGGGAAUCGACAAAAUACAUAGUGAAAAAGCGAAGAAAAAACGAAACUCACCGAAUGUGAAAGGAAGGAGGUGUUCGGUGUGUAAUUCAAUCGCUAUUCGAAGUUCUGCGACGCGAUCGCUGAUCGCUUUGAGUGAUAGGGAAAUAUAUUUAUUUAACUUACAAAUACGAGUGGUUUGUGUUUUUUUUUCAUCUCUACAGUGUGAGAGAGUGUAGAUUCCGAGUGAUUUAAGCGCUCCCGGGCAGAGGCGGGACAGGAGGCGCUCAAAUGUGACUGAAGCGUGUUUUGGGUCCCAACUUUAGUACGUUACUAAUAGGAAAGCGCGGAGUGUCCCGAUAGAAUCAGAAAAGGGGAAACGGGGAAAUAAUUGCCGACAGCGAAAUGUCGACGAUGCCCGUGGUCUGGUGCACGGAUCCGAACUCGUCGGAGAAGAAACAACCGUUUGCUCUGCAAGGAAUCCAGCUGCAGGGCAACAUCACCGAGAAGCAUGUGCUGGCCAUGAAGGAGCUCAUCAAUGCCGCCUCGGAAGGUCGUUUGCUGCUGCCCAGUGAUGGUGCCAUUGUCCUGUUGGAUUGCGGUCUCAGUAUCGGAUCGAUGGUGAUCGAGGGAAAGGCCGGCAAGGAAGCGGCAGAGGCGGCGGCAGGUGGCCGGAGGUUCGGUAAUCAUAAAUCAAUCCUGCCGGCAUUGCCGGAGGCAUCCGAUAGUGAUGUUAGUAAUUGCAUCUCCAAGGAACCGGCGGCGGCAAAAAGCCACGAUAAUACUAAUGGUUCCGAGGCCAGCAGCGGCAAUAGAAUAGACGAUAAAUUGGCAGAUCGUGGCUCGGAGCCCGAGGAAAGUCGAGUCGAUGCGUUCCUAACCGAGCUAAGUCCGGAUGAGUGCAAACCUCCGGAUCUGUACGGCAUUGGUGGCGGCAGUCAGGGUGAGGUUAUGUACGAGUUUCUCUGCUGUGCCAAAUGCAUGAACGAUCCGUCGUCCAGUUGCUCCAAUCCGCCCAGUCAUCGUAGUCGUAGUUUGAACUCACUCAACAACAAAUCGCAGCUUUUGUCCCGAUUCCUUAACGGUCGCGCCAAAGGCCGGCUCUACUGUGAUCCAUUGUACAAUAUCUCAAACCGGUACUUUAAGCGAUUGGCCACUUACAAAAGUAUCAAAUCUCGGUCGGACUCCCGCAGAAAUGUGGUGCGCAAAAGUUCGAUCCGCAGCGAUCGAUCGGCCGGGGGCAAGGUGAUCAAGAAGAGCACCGAAAAUAUCCCGAUCUAUGCCACGGUCAAUAAGAAAAUGAAACUAAAAGCCCGUCUGGAAUCGCUCCGGAGGCAACACUUCGAAGCGGACGCGCUCGCUCUCCAAAUUGCCCUCGAUAGCCAACAAUUGAUCAAGGGCAGAUCCAACUCCACGAUAGACCUUAAUUUCUUCAAUAAUAAUCAAUCAUCGUCUUCAUCAUCUUCGCCCACCGCCCUACCAGUUCCGUCCCAAAGUGGCAAGCCAUACAAUAGUUCCAGCAGAAAAACUAGUUUCGAUUCAACUUGCACCGUCAGCUCCAUGGAUUCGGGCUUCAUCGAUCAGCAACAGCGUCAACAGCUAAAACAGCUUCAGCAACAACUCCAACAGCAGCAUCAAAACAAACCCGGAGAUGCUCCAACUGCCCCAAAUUCCAACCCACCCCCGCUGGACGGAGUGGACAGCUUCAAAACAGCCGAAGAGCCCCAGGCUAAUCCCAGUAACGACAACGACGUUGACCGUCUCAAUGAGCUUUCUAAGCUGCAGAUCAAAGAGUGUCUGGUGACCCAAUCCCGGAACCGCCGAAAGUCCUACGAAGAGUUCAAAUCCCUGUUCCGGCAGCACCAACAACAACAAACCGAAUGCCGCAAUCGACUCUCGGUAGUAGACGAAAAAGACUUCACCACCAAUGCUACAUCAACCAACACUAACUCUAGCGAUAGCAUUAAAACGAGACGAAAAUCUUAUGAAGAGUUUAAAGCUUUAGUCAAAAUUUGUGAUACUAGCAUUAGUAACUUAAAACCGACGUCUGAAGAGGAAGAGCUUGAGGAGGAUCCGCAGCAGCAAACGCAACACACCCUGUCCGGGGUCAGUGGCCUGUUCAAAAUGAAGCGUAAAAACUCCCGGCGCUUGAGCCUUAAAAAACUGAAAAUGAACGAUAAGGUUGACCCUUUACAGCAGCAGACUCCCGAGGCCAAACCUAACCCUUCGGAAAGCGAAAACAAUCACGUCAAAAACAGUACAAUUUACGAUAUCUUGCGCAACAAAAGCAAACCCGAGGAACAUCGCAACUCGACCGCUUCCCUCGGCCGGGAUACCACUGCCCUUCAGAGAGAAGAAAUCUAUCGCAAAAACUACAAAAUCUACGACAAACUUAUCUCGUACGGCAGCAAAGCGUACAAAAAGUACGACAAAUACAUGACCUACGGGACCAUCUACGAAAUCCUGCAUCGAAAAUCCGACGCCGCCGACGAUGUCUUCCUCCGGAAGCGAGCCCUCUCGGAAAAAUUCGGCCGCCGCAAAUCCAGUGUCAACUCGCAGUACAGUUCCCUCAAGUGCGGAACCAUCUACGAUAUCCUUCAGAGCAAACAAGCUGCUAUAGAAUCCAGUGGACCCAGUGACCAAUCCCUCAACAGCAACAGCAGCAGCUCCCAAAAGGAACCGGAUUCCAUCAGCAACUCCAAUACCCUUUCGACGAUCUACGACAUCAUUCACAAGAAGGCCGACUCCCCUAAACAACAAACGAAAAAUCGUUUCCUAGUAAAGAAAAUCACUGAAGAGGAGCUCCAGAACUGCAACGAAAACAAUCGCAACGAGCUUAACACCAAGUUCACCAUUCCGGAAAUCAAACACACUCCUCCUUCCCCGGAAUACACCUCCCCCAAAACCGGCGACGCCUCUAAAAAACCUACCCGAGCCCGCCGUUUCUCCAAUAUCCUAUCCUACAGCCCCCGCUCCACCUCAACCGACCAUAAACUCUCCUGUGAAACCGACAACAAACUAUCCGGAAACCCAACCCGGCUCAAGAAAAUCGCCGCCAGCGACGAGGACCUCUACAAACGUACCAACAGCCCCCUUCGCCAUCAACCCCUAAAUCGACACCCUCGAACCUCCCCUAACCCCCAAGACGACCUCUAUUCCCGCAUCGGAAAACUCCGUAAAUCGGCUACCGAUUCCAGUGCCCUCUGUUCAAAAAUCGAUGAGGAGGUACUCCCGAAAAGUGUGCUCCCCAUCGAUCUUCAUCUCCCGAGACACCAUGAGCGGACGAUCGCCAGGAUGUUAGUUCCCCAACCGGGGGCCAUUUUCAAAUCGAAUUCUUUGGACAUGUUGGCUCCUGCAAAGUUCGCUAAAAAUUAUCGUUGGUGUAAGCAACCCCUCCGGAAGCUUUCUCCGUUAGUGAUGCCCCGGAAGAGUUCUGUUGCCAAUUCCGGGCAGAGUAAAAAGAGUACCCGAAGGCUGUCGGAGUUCACCCGCGGGGAGUUCCUGAACGAGAAAUUAUGGUACUUCCGGAAGAUCAAAAGAAUAGAGGCAGAGAAAAAGCUGCUACUACCAGAGAACGAGCACGGGGCAUUCUUAAUUCGUGAUUCCGAGAGCCGCCACAACGACUACUCCCUAUCAGUACGCGACGGAGACACCGUCAAGCACUACAGAAUCAGACAACUGGACGAGGGUGGCUUCUUCAUCGCCAGGCGAACCACAUUCCGAACCCUGCAGGAACUGGUCGAGCACUACAGCAAUGAUUCCGAUGGGCUGUGCGUCAAUCUCUGCAAACCAUGCGUUCAGAUCGAGAAACCAGUCACCGAUGGUCUUUCACAUCGCACCAGAGAUCAGUGGGAAAUCGAUCGGACGUCGCUCAAAUUCGUUCGCAAACUCGGUUCCGGACAGUUCGGUGACGUGUGGGAAGGCCUCUGGAACAACACCACUCCGGUGGCCAUCAAAACGCUCAAAUCUGGUACAAUGGAUCCGAAAGAUUUCCUUGCCGAGGCACAAAUCAUGAAGAAGUUGCGGCACAACAAACUGAUCCAGCUGUAUGCGGUAUGCACCCUGGAGGAACCGAUCUACAUUAUUACCGAGCUGAUGAAACACGGCUCGUUGCUGGAAUUCUUGCAAGGUAAAGGACGCAAUCUGAAGCUUCCACAGCUGAUCGACAUGGCCGCCCAGAUUGCUGCCGGUAUGGCGUACCUGGAGUCCCAGAACUACAUCCAUCGAGAUUUAGCCGCCCGGAAUGUUCUGGUAGGCGAUAACAACAUAGUCAAGAUUGCCGAUUUCGGCUUGGCACGACUCAUCAAAGAGGACGAGUACGAGGCCCGUGUCGGGGCUCGGUUCCCCAUCAAGUGGACUGCUCCGGAAGCGGCCAACUAUAGCAAAUUUUCAAUCAAGUCCGACGUCUGGAGCUUCGGUAUCCUGUUGACUGAGCUGGUGACCUACGGUAGAAUACCGUAUCCAGGUAUGACCAACGCCGAGGUGCUGACCCAGGUCGAGCACGGCUACCGGAUGCCGCAACCGCCCAACUGCAACGCCGCCCUGUACGAGAUCAUGCUCGAGUGCUGGAACAAGGACCCGAUGCGACGACCAACCUUCGAGACCCUGCAAUGGAAGCUGGAAGACUUCUUCACCAUGGACCCGAGCGAGUACAAGGAGGCGGCACCCUUCUGAUAAAUCGCGGACCCCAAGCGAACCGUCAUCACCGGCGGCAUCAGUAAUGCCGCCAACGCCGCCUCUAACAUCGCUUCUAGUACUACUCCGGCUAGUACGACUAUUAUUACUACAACUACUGCUUCUACUAUCGCCGCCGCUGAUUCUAUUACAGUCGGGACGCUCGAUGGGGCGACCGGCAAGAUACGCCGCAAAAAACCGAAGCCUACACAGCGCCAGGUAUUAUUAUUUAUUUAAGCGUCUCCACCAAACCCAAACCUAUGCUAUGCUGCUAUCUACCUUUCCGGAUGGAAUACGGCAGCGUUCAGAUUUCUUUUCACCCGCGCCUAAACCUGAUCUGAUUGACCGCCACCAACGCCGCCAAUGCAUGAACUCUGGUAUUUCUUUCAAGAAGAAAAUGGCAUACCCACAGUAAGUUUUUGCUAGGAGUUACAAGUACAUUACAGUUACGUUAAACGUAGGUUUACAUUAAUGGAUUUCUGUUGAAACCCGAAAAAACUAGAGAAAAAAAGGAAAAACCAGACUAUACAGUACACGUUCUUUGUAUGCCUUGUUAUUUUUCAAGUUGGCAUACAGCCCUACGUCAAAGACGACGAUGCUCAUGUUACAUACAUUCACAAGCACACUCCCACAGCCAUCGAUCAUUUAAACGGUAUUUUUAAAAAAAUAUCCGGGAAAAGAGACAGACCCCUUCCGGUCCGUUCCACGUUGGUAAUCUAACUAUAAACACAACACUCGUUUUUAAUCAAGAGAAAAUUGCAUCCAUUCCCAUAGGUCUGCUGUGUGCGUGUGCGUUUAGUUAGUCUACCUACUAGCAAUAUGUAAUGAUAACGAAUUCGGAAACAAUCAAUCAAUCAGUUUAAGAUUACCUACGAAAAUUUGACAAACAACGAGACAGUUCUAAUUUCCCAAAAUAUUUAAAAAAAAACUUAUAAUUGGCACAAAGCAAUGGUCACGAGUCAACUAAAGAAGCGGUUGUUUUUUCUUCAGUUACAGCAGGUCAAAUCGAUUGAACGAAAAUGAAACAUCCCAAAUCUAUUAAAAUUGAUCGUUAUUGAAGGGAAAUUGUUGAACUGAAAAAGCCAGAAAGCGGUUUUUGAAUUUUAUAAUUUUGUUUUCUGGAGAAGCACUUUAAUAAUUUUGUGGUAUUAUACUAAUUCAUAAGUAUAAAGUUGCAUGAUCUUCAUUUGAUGUACGAUAGGAAAAUAAACCGUAGGGGAACGAAGCGAAUGGAACGAGCCAAUUAAAACAAAGAAUUGAAGGCUUCUGAUGAUGACUAUUCGUUUGGGUCAGUGAAACUUAUUCUAUUGACGACGAGAGAAAUUUGUUUUAAACAUCACUAAUUGGUUUAAAAUCUUCAACACGGGAGAAAAUCUAAUGCUUAAAUCUUGUAAGAUAGGAAAAUUUGUUUUGAAGCGAUCAGAACACUUUUUGAAGCUUGGUUCCCCAGCAUUUUUUUUGUUGAAAAACAAAUUUUUUAAGAAAAGAUUUUCAAAUUUUUGAUAAGUUAUAGUUCUGUUUGAAAUUCUGCAGAUUCCGUAUCAAAAAUGAGUUCUUUUUGAUACGGAAUCUGCAUUCGACUACAGUCUGAAAUCCUAAUUUUUAUUUUCAUUUUUUUUUAAGUUUUCAUGUUUAUUGUUUUUAUCUUUCCUACAGUUUUAAAUUUUUUAAUUUAUAUUCACUGUUUGGCAUUUAAUUAUAAUCAAAACAAAUGUACAUACAAAACGUCUCGAGAGAUCUUGCUUUUUGAAAAAUUUCUACUAAGUCCCAGCAAAUUCGUGCCAAACAAAAUUAACGAAAGUUUUUGUUUCCAACAAUCAAUUGCGUUAAACUCUAAACCUUUGUUAGAAAAUAAAUGAAAAUCAACUCAGAAAUUCCAAUCUAUCUGCCACAAAACUUCCGAUUGUUUAUGCUCAACAUGCGAAAACCUCUGACACGGAACACUGAAAUCCAGCUGCUGAAUGUUUGUAUUUCGUAUUGUAAUUUUAAACGGCAUUUUUCGGGAGCUUUUUCUUUACAAAUAAAAAAACCCUAUAAAGAAAUGAAACCCACUAUUUUUGUCUUUCUGCUCUCGUAAUGACGAUGACGACAAAGACGCGUGGUGUGCUGAAAAUGAUGACGCUGACGACAAUUGUGUAAAUAGAUAUUUUUACUAUCCAUACUAUUAAGAGUAAACCAACAGACGGUCCCGGAGGAAAGCUUUAUUUUUACGUGACGCAAUCAGUUUUAUACGAUUGAGAAUGAAUUACAGAAAGAAACGAACAUUACUUUUCCGAUAAAGAUUUGAAGGUAAAAGUUUUAGAAUCCCAAAAAAAUUACAAGAAAAUGAGAAGAACGAACAACAAAAUUUUGAAUCUAAAAAUCUAUGAUAGCAUUUUGGCACAGUGAAAAAGUUUCGCUGUUCAAAGGAUAUUCUUGAGGGAAAAGUAACGUAUCUCAAUGCGCAUCUUUACUAUUUUGCUAGAUAGCUUACUUUUUAAUUUUAGUGAAUUAGACUGAUACAAAAAAAAAUCAUUGAAUUCAACAUACUACUUCGUUAGGUCUCAUAUUUCAAUGGAAGAAGCUUGGAGUAAAAUAGACAAAUGGCACUCGUGGCAGUAAUUCAUCACAACACUUAUAUAGAUCACACAUAAUCACACACACCUUACACAACAUAAACAAAAACAGAAAAUAUGUAACCCUGUUCGUGUACAUUGGGAGGGCUAUGAUGCCUCUAAUUUAUUCAUCUCGUCAAAUGCUUGGCACCAUCAUCAGGAAGAAACCUGAAGCAAAAACCGAAUUCGCGCAACAUUCAUGUCUAUUAAUUUAUUUGUUUUAACACCUUGUACGAACUACGGCGACGAUCUUUAAUGCUUGUGAACUUUCUCUGAAGUUUGCGUUUUUCGCAAUUCUAAGUGUGUAUAAAAAACGGUCGAAUUGGGAGACUAGGUGACGACGUUGAUCUAACAAAAAUUACAACAUUUACACCGCAUCGCUAAGAGGAAUCGCUACUUGAAUGUAAGAUGCAGUUACGAUCAUUCUGUAUGCUAAAAGAAAAUAUCCUCUAUUGAAUUAACUUUGAAAAAAAAAAAAAGCAACAAGAAAAGAUUCUAUGUGUUAGAAUAGUCGAUAUUUAAUGAUACAUAAUUCAUGAGUAAAAGAAAACAAUAUUUAUUGUGCGAAUUCAAUUUAAUCAAGAAAACACUUUCAAAAUUGCUCAUAAUGUAAAUUAAAAUAGGAUAUCAGAAGAAAAAUGGUAACAGAAGAAAAACUUAUAUUUGUGAAGAAAAAACAAACUUAAAAACUUCAUCCUAAACUUAUACACAAGAAAAAGAUAGAGAGAGGAAAGAAAACAACACAUUUGAAAAAGUUAGUAAAACAAUGUACAACUGAAAGACAACUAAAAACAAACGAGAAAUCCUCAAAGCAACUCUCUUGCUCUAAGAAGUUUGCUAGAAAAUGUGAAAAAACAACAGCGAGAAAAAAUAAAAACGUUCAACUGAUGAACAAAACCGUUUUGCAAUGACAGACAGUACAAAACAAGCAAACUUAGCUCUCGAACCGGUCCCCAGUUGCAUUGAUAAAAUCUUAAAAAGACAAAAUAAAAACGAAAACCAACAACACAAACAGAAAGCUCUUUUAUAUAUUUUCCCCCUCUUCUUACUGUAAAUGUUGAUAAUAAUCAAGUGAUAAGGAAUGCUGAAAAGAACAACAAACAGUUUAUGUUAGAAACAAGCAAAAAACAACUUCAAACACACUCACCCAGCUCUAUUAUAAAUGGAAAAACAAACUAAACACACAAACAGUAAAAGAUUGCAGAUGACGGCGAUGAAUAUAGAACGUAGGAAAAGAGACAGAACUACAGUUGAAUGGAAGAAAACGAAAAA